This is a messenger RNA of Microcebus murinus (gray mouse lemur), 5977 nucleotides long. NCBI's taxonomy places the organism in Eukaryota, Metazoa, Chordata, Mammalia, Primates, Cheirogaleidae. The record is from RefSeq and is a predicted model, not a curated record.
CGGAGCCGGGACUGUCGCGCUGGCCGCGCCGGCGAUGCCGCGCCCCCGGGCCGGGUUGUAGCGGGGCCACGGCCGGAGCGCGCGCCGGGCAGGCCGGACAUGGAGGUGGUGGACGAGACGGAGGCGCUGCAGCGCUUCUUCGAAGGCCACGACAUCAACGGUGCCCUGGAGCCCUCCAACAUAGACACCAGCAUCCUGGAGGAAUACAUCAGCAAGGAGGACGCCUCCGACCUCUGCUUCCCUGACAUCUCUGCGCCCGCCAAUGCGGCCUCCUACUCCCACGGGCAGCCAGCGAUCCCUGGCUCCAGCGGGGUCCACCACCUGAGCCCCCCUGGGGGUGGACCCUCCCCGGGACGCCAUGGCCCCCUCCCACCCCCGAGCUACGGUGCCCCGCUCAACUGCAACAACAACAACGGCAUGGGUGCUGCUCCCAAGCCCUUCCUGGGGGGCUCUGGGCCCCCCAUCAAGGCAGAGCCCAAGGCUCCCUAUGCCCCAGGCACACUGCCGGACUCGCCCCCGGACUCGGGCUCUGAGGCCUACUCCCCGCAGCAGGUGAAUGACCCCCACCUUCUGCGCACGAUAACCCCUGAGACCCUGUGCCACGUGGGAGUGCCCUCCCGCCUGGAGCACCCACCCCCACCUGCAGCCCACCUGCCAGGCCCCCCGCCACCCCCGCCGCCCCCACCUCACUACCCCAUCCUGCAGCGGGACCUGUACAUGAAGGCCGAGCCCCCGAUCCCCCCCUACGCUGCCAUGGGGCAGGGGCUGGUGCCCACCGAUCUGCACCACACCCAGCAGUCCCAGAUGCUGCACCAGCUGCUGCAGCAACAUGGAGCUGAGCUCCCCACACACCCCUCCAAGAAGAGGAAGCACUCCGAGUCACCCCCCAGCACCCUCAAUGCCCAGAUGCUGAAUGGAAUGAUCAAACAGGAGCCUGGGACCGUGACAGCCCUGCCCCCACACCCCGCUCGAGCCCCGUCCCCACCCUGGCCUCCCCAGGGCCCGCUCUCACCGGGGCCCGGCUCUUUGCCCCUCAGCAUCGCCCGGGUCCAGACACCGCCUUGGCACCCACCAGGCGCACCCUCCCCAGGCCUCCUACAGGACAAUGAUAGCCUCAGUGGUUCCUACCUGGACCCCAACUACCAGUCCAUCAAGUGGCAGCCACAUCAGCAGAACAAGUGGGCGACCCUGUACGAUGCCAACUACAAGGAGCUGCCCAUGCUCACCUACCGCGUGGACGCCGACAAGGGCUUCAACUUCUCGGUGGGCGACGACGCCUUCGUGUGCCAGAAGAAGAACCACUUCCAGGUGACGGUGUACGUCGGCAUGCUGGGCGAGCCCAAGUACGUCAAGACGCCCGAAGGCCUCAAGCCCCUUGACUGCUUCUACCUGAAGCUGCAUGGAGUGAAGCUGGAGGCCCUGAACCAGUCCAUUAACAUCGAGCAGUCGCAGUCAGACCGAAGCAAGCGGCCCUUCAACCCCGUCACGGUCAAUCUGCCCCCUGAGCAGGUCACGAAGGUGACUGUGGGGCGGUUGCACUUCAGCGAGACCACUGCCAACAACAUGCGCAAGAAGGGCAAGCCCAACCCUGACCAGAGGUACUUCAUGCUGGUGGUGGCCCUCCAGGCCCACGCACAGAACCAGAACUACACGCUGGCCGCCCAGAUCUCAGAGCGCAUCAUCGUGCGGGCCUCCAACCCAGGCCAGUUUGAGAGCGACAGCGACGUGCUGUGGCAGCGGGCGCAGGUACCUGACACAGUCUUCCACCACGGCCGCGUGGGCAUCAACACAGACCGGCCGGACGAGGCGCUGGUUGUGCAUGGCAAUGUGAAGGUCAUGGGCUCGCUCAUGCACCCUUCGGACCUGCGGGCCAAGGAGCACGUGCAGGAGGUGGACACCACGGAGCAGCUGAAGAGGAUCUCGCGCAUGCGGCUGGUGCACUACAGAUACAAGCCCGAGUUCGCAGCCAGCGCGGGCAUCGAGGCCGCCGCACCAGAGACGGGUGUCAUCGCUCAGGAGGUGAAGGAGAUCCUGCCCGAGGCUGUGAAGGACACUGGGGACAUGGUCUUUGCCAACGGGAAAACCAUAGAGAACUUCCUGGUGGUGAACAAGGAGCGCAUCUUCAUGGAGAACGUGGGUGCCGUGAAGGAGCUGUGCAAGCUGACCGACAACCUGGAGACGCGCAUCGACGAGCUGGAGCGCUGGAGCCACAAGCUGGCCAAGCUGCGGCGACUCGACAGCCUCAAGUCCACCGGCAGCUCGGGCGCCUUCAGCCACGCAGGGAGCCAGUUCAGCCGGGCGGGCAGUGUCCCCCACAAGAAGAGGCCCCCCAAGGUGGCCAGUAAGGCAUCAUCUGUGGUUCCAGACCAGGCCUGCAUCAGCCAGCGCUUCCUGCAGGGAACCAUCAUCGCCCUGGUGGUGGUCAUGGCUUUCAGUGUGGUGUCCAUGUCCACACUGUACGUGCUGAGCCUGCGCACCGAGGAGGACCUGGUAGACGCUGAUGGCUCUUUUGCCGUGUCCACUUCCUGUCUCCUGGCCCUGCUCCGGCCCCAGCACCCUGGGGGGAGUGAGGCCAUGUGCCCAUGCAGGUCCAGCCAGAGCUUUGGGACCACUCAGCUCCGACAGUCCCCUGUGACCACUGGGCUGCCAGGCAUACAGCCCUCUUUGCUGCUGGUGACCACCAGCCCGACCAGCUCAGCCCCAGGGCCCGCUGUCCGCACCUUGGACCUGUGCUCCAGCCACCCCUGCCCUGUCGUCUGCUGCUCCUCACCCACCCCUAGCCCUUCCACUGGCCCUGGCCAUGGUGUCAGCCCCAGUCCCAUCCCCACUGCCAACCGCUCAGGCCCCAGCCAGAUGGCCCCGCUGCCAGUCACCAACAUCAGAGCCAAGUCCUGGGGCCUUUCAGCCAAUGGCAUUGGCCACUCCAAGUAUCCCAAGAGCCUGGAGCCUGUGGCCAGCCCUGCAGUCCCCUUCCCCGGGUGGCAGGGCAAAGCCAAAAACAGCCCCAGCCUCGGUCUCCACGGCCGGGCUCGCCGAGGGGCCCCCCAGCCCAGCCUGGGCCCUGCUCAGCCCACUCGGGCCCCGGGCCAGCCAGACCCAGUACCCUCCCUGACCUCCAUCCAGGUGCUGGAGAAUUCCAUGCCCAUCACCUCCCAGUACUGUGCUCCUGGGGACGCCUGCAGGCCUGGAAACUUCACCUACCACAUCCCUGUGAGCAGCAGCACUCCACUGCACCUCAGCCUGACCCUGCAGAUGAACUCCUCCUCCCCUGUGUCCGUGGUGCUGUGCAGUCUGAUGUCAAAGGGGGAGCCGUGUGAGGAGGGCGCCUUCCCGCAGAGUCUCCACGCCCACCAGGACACCCAGGGCACUUCUCACCAGUGGCCAGUAACCAUCCUGUCCUUUGGUGACUUCACCUACCACUUCCGGGUGGCACUGCUGGGUCAAGCCAACUGCAGCUCAGAGGCCCUUGCCCAGCCAGCCACAGACUACUACUUCCACUUCUACCGCCUGUGCGACUGAGCUGCCCUCCUGAGGCAGCACCACACCAGGGACCAGGGGUCCUCGGGCACCCCUCUCACACUGGAUGCGAUGGUGUUACACUGGAGCCUGCUGCCGCCAGCUCUGCCAUACGCUGGCCCUUCCCUCGACUGGUGAAACUGGAAGUCCUCACACUGGAGUUGCUGUUCCAGCUGGUCGCCCCUCACCCUGCACAGAGGGAGCCAGAGACAGACUUCCUGGGCCUUCCUGCCUGCCACCUCCUCUGGGCCAGGAAUUCACACCUGUCCAGAUAUGGUGGUUGGAAGGUUGGCUUCGGGUGUCCUGGAGGCCAGAGGAAGCCUGUGACCCUGAUUUGUCCAGAGCCCACUCUCCCCUGCCUCCCCUUUUGAGACUGGGAACCACCCCUCUCGGAGAGGACCUGCCUGCCUUUGAGGUCAGCUGGGGUCUUGGAUCCAGCACUAAGAGACUUGGCUGGACUCCCAUGAGUCAAUGGAGGGCAGAAAGCUCUCCCCCUCAAAGCUGCUCCCCGGGGGACAGCUUGGUAGAGGAACUUUUGGGGGUUGACUGUUACGCUGGACUUGGAUUUCUAAGCUUUAAGUGUGGCCCAGGUGCUUGGCUCCCCCAAACUCCCAGGGCAGCCAAGGCCAGUCCUGGAUGGGUCGGAGAGACUGACUUUGUGCCUUAAGUCCACUUAGUGCCUGGUGAAGCCACCCUGGGCCCUUCACAGGCCUGAACCAGUGGGGGCCAGGGGCCAGGUAAGCCUUGGACCCUUGAACUUGGAGCAUCCCAGAAGAGGAAGUUCCCUAAGAGCCCCCAGAGAGUGUUGCAGCCCCACCGCCUGUGUUCCUGGGAGCGUCCACAGCUCACAAUGGUGUCAGUGACCACAUCAUUCUCUCUGAGCAGAGGAGCAGGAACCCUGCAAGCAGCAGGCUGGUCUUGGCUGGUGGGCAGAUGUCAAUAGCUUUUGCUGUUAUUAAUGAAGUAAUUACUAAAUGCACUUAGACCAGGGCGGGAAGGAGUGGAAGGAUGGAGCUGGAAGGCCCAGAGCGGGCCAGAGCUGUGGUGUGACGCCUGCUCCUGGGGAGCCUCAGAGAUGCCCGUCCCACUCCUGACCACCACGACUCUGGCCUCUCCCUCCACUCUUGUCUGCUGGUGGCCUCGUCUCUCCAGAUCAAAGGCUCCCCUGCUGGGCUUGGACAGUCAAGCUGGAGGGACCCGUGCCUGCAGUAGGCUCCAUCUGUGUAUCCCUCCCAGGAGCAGGAGUGGUGGGCGUGGGUUAGGGAAGAUGUUUUAUCUCAAGUGCCAACCUCAACGUUUCAUAGUGGCACCUGGAGCAUUGUGAGGCCACACCCAGGUUCACGGAAGGAGUGUGGUCAUCAUUUAGCCAUGUCUGCCAUGGUUCCAGAAACGGGAAAGGGAAUUGCCGUCCGUGCCCUGUGGCACUCUGCCAGCUCUUUGGGAACCAGGCCUUGCCCAUCCUACCUCUCAUUCUCAGCUUUGAAUGAGAGGGCUUUCUGAGGGGGAGCUGAAUUCUUGAAGCCUAUGAACUGCCAGCCCCCUUCUGCCAUGGAUCUCAAAGCACUUAUCCUCAGGAUAGGGAAACACCAGGGGAUACAGGGAUACCCCACCUGCAGCCCCUGCCCAACUGGGCUCCAUGCCCUCACUCUGACAUAGGAAUUGUGUCAUGCAGGCGGCCGAGCCUCACUUAGGACUACACUGUGCUCCCCCCUCCCACUGGGGAAUCUCUCUCUGAUGCCUUAAAACUGCCGAGCCCCACCCCUUGUAAUAGGAUUCUGUUCCUUCCUCACUAGGGGUAUGUGUUCUUGGACUGUGGCCCUUCAGUCCUUAACUGGAAAGUGACCCUCCUCUGCCCCUCUGGAGUCUGUCUGGACACAGCAUAACCCAGUCCCGUUAGCAGCUGGAUCUGUUUCCAGGCCUGGGGAGGGGGUCCUCAGUGCAGGGGUUGGGGCCAGGGUGGGGCUCCAAGCUGCUUGAGGGAGUCAACCUUGGACCAAAGUUGCCUUAAGCCCGUGGUAAACGGGCCUCAGGGAAGGUGAGGGGCCACCUGCUGGAGGCUGCCGGCCACCAGGCUGGCAUUGGGGUACGGGUGUCUCAGCUCCAACCCCAACCUGGGGUCCAGCAGGCCAUCCCUCCCUUCCUCUCUCCUCUUCAGUGUCUGUUCUUGUAGCCACUGGGCUGAUCUCCCCUUAGCUUCAAGCUGUACAUAGGGCCUCCCAGUGCAAACCCCCUGCCCACACCAUACCCCCCCUUAGAAGCCUGCAUGUGCAUAGAGCACCCCACCCCCAAGUUAACUCCCAGAUCCCCUCCCUGAGCUCUGACUCAUAUUUAUCAUGUACCAACUCUGACUCUGCAGUGGGCAGAGAGGGAGCCUGCUUGCUUCCUGUCCCCCCAACUGUUCUUUUCUUCUGAAGUAAAUAUACAUAUAUAAAUAAAUGUAUAAAUACUGCUUUGUAUCUGA